AUGCUUCGUCAAAUAAAACCCCGUAAUGCGCGCUCCAAGCGUGCCCUCGAGAAACGCGAGCCUAAGGCCCAAGAAAACCCCAAGACGGCGCUCUUCCUCCGUGGCACAUCGUGCUCGCAAGUGACGCAAGAUGCCCUCAACGAGCUCUACCAGAUGCGCCAGCCGCUCGCCAAACGCUUUGUGAAGAAGAAUGAUGUCCACCCCUUCGACAACACCGACUCGCUCGAAUUCUUCUCGGAAAAGAACGACACCUCUAUCAUCGUCUUUGGACACACCUCCAAGAAGCGCCCCAACGCCCUUACCAUGAUCCGCACCUUUGGCCACAAGGUCCUUGAUAUGCUUGAGCUCUACCUCGACCCAGAGACCUUCCGUACUCUCGCUCAGUUCAAGGGCAAGAAGGUGCCCAUUGGUCUCAAGCCCAUGCUCGUCUUCGCCGGCACCGCCUGGGACAGCCCUAUCGCCAACGAGUACACCCACGCCCGCAGCUUCUUCACCGAUUUCUUCCGUGGCGAGCAGACCGACAAGAUCGACGUCGAGGGUCUGCAGUGGAUCGUCUCCAUCACUGCAGAUGAGCCCACGGCCGCUGGCGAGGGUGACGUUGGCGGCGCCAAGCCCGCUAUCCGCCUCCGCGCUUACACCAUCAGCACCAAGCGCAGCGGCUCUAAGGUGCCCCGUGUCGAGGUCAACGAGAUCGGCCCCCGGAUGGACUUCCGCGUCGGCCGUAUGCGUGAGCCCGAAGAAGCCAUGCUGAAGGAGGCCAUGAAGAAGCCGCGCGGUACUGAAGAGCGUACCAAAAAGAACAUCACGACAGAUGGCAUGGGUGACAAGAUGGGUCGCGUGCAUGUUGGUCGCCAGGACCUCGGUGAUCUGCAGACGCGCAAGAUGAAGGGUCUGAAGCGCAGCAGAGACGUCGCGAGCGAGGACGAAGGGGAGAAGGGCGACGCGGAAGAGAAGCCCAAGAAGGGCCGCAAGGAAUAA
Molecule: messenger RNA, 978 nt
Organism: Colletotrichum higginsianum IMI 349063
Lineage: Eukaryota; Fungi; Ascomycota; Sordariomycetes; Glomerellales; Glomerellaceae
Product: Brix domain-containing protein
Exons: 3
Coding region: 1-978 (325 amino acids)
Biological process (GO): maturation of LSU-rRNA from tricistronic rRNA transcript (SSU-rRNA, 5.8S rRNA, LSU-rRNA); ribosomal large subunit assembly
Cellular component (GO): nucleolus
Molecular function (GO): rRNA binding
Source: RefSeq, a predicted model, not a curated record